Molecule: messenger RNA, 408 nt
Organism: Rodentolepis nana
Lineage: Eukaryota; Metazoa; Platyhelminthes; Cestoda; Cyclophyllidea; Hymenolepididae
Source: the annotation of a GenBank genome assembly
AUGAAUCGAAAUAUCGGUUUUGGUCCCAUUGCAUGUCUUGUUCUCCUUCUGCUUGUACUUUCUCUGGGAGUUCCAAGAUGGCCCUGUGCAAGUUAUAUUCUCGGAAAAAGAUGCACUCAGUACCACACACUCAAAGUCGUUGGAAUUUUGUUAGCAACCGCGUCUGUUGCGACUCUACUUGUCGGCAUUUUCCUACUCUUCGUGAUCCUCCAAGGCUCAUCUCGAAUGUUCAAUGCGUCACUUAUGGCGGCAGGAAUAACUGCUCUUCUAACCACGGCGGCAACAUUUUACAACGCCAACUCCAAUCCCCUUUGGUGUCCGGCCGUCUCUACAUUUGCUUCAGGCAUUGCUCUUGGUCUCUUUUCAACAUUUCUAUUUGAUCAUCUCAGCAAAAGGUCUCCAAGUUAA